UUAGACACAAAGGUGUCUUUUGCGUCAAACGAUUUCUCUUCUUCUAAAAACAAUUCUCACGGUCGUUCCCUUCUCUUUUGCCGACUCUUUCUCUUUCACUUUCACUUCUGGAAGCUCGGGAUUCACAAGUUUCACGAGCUUGAUGGGGAAGAAAGAAUCCAUUCCAUUUGGCAGAGCUUACAAUUUCUUGGUGCCUCAAGAUCAAACUCCAAACAACCCUAUGCUACCACAUUGUGAUACAACUAUGCAGGUUGCUGCACAGGCUUUUUCAGAAAUGGUACACAGAAGAAACCCAGAUUUCAACAAAUUAUUUGCUAGAAACUCAAAGCCUGAUUCAAGUUUAAUGACUGGCGAAUCAAGAGAAUAUGGAAACCAGUCUUCUUCACCAAAAAAUGAUAGGGAUGGAACCUCAAUGAGUGCAACAAGUGGAAGCAUGAGAUCGGCAGAUGGAGAUCAAGAUGACAGUAACAAAGAUUCUCCUUUAAGCAAGAAGCAGAAAUCUAACAUGAUUACUGAGGAUGAAAAUCCAUCUGGACUGGCACAGAAUUUGGGGACAGCCGUCAAGGAAUCUGACACUGACCUUGAUGUUGAUACUCAACUAAAAAAUAUGGAAGAUGAUGAAAGAAGAAAAGAAAGAAAAAGACUGUCGAACAGGAAAUCAGCUAAAAGAUCAAAGAUAAAGAAACAGAAAGAAUAUGAAGAGCAAUGUCAAAAGAUAAACACUCUUAAGGAUGAAAAUUCGGUCCUAACACAUACGCUUACUGAGCUUUCAGAGAAAUGUCUCGAGCUCACCGAUGAAAACGAUUCUAUUGAGGAAGAGCUAGUUAGGAUGUAUGGACCAGAAUCAAUUGCAGAUCUCUUGCACAUGAAGCCUACCUGAAACAGUUUAUGAUAAGAAGCAUAUCAGAAUGUAUAAUGUUUUUUUUUAUUUGGGCUGGACUUGUAUUUUGGCCCUGCUUUAAUUUGUUAAUCAAUAUUACACAUUUAAGAUAAUAUCUUAUCACAAAAAUUGA
Medicago truncatula (barrel medic) is the source of this 1013-nucleotide messenger RNA. RefSeq names its product G-box-binding factor 1. Gene Ontology annotation, biological process: regulation of DNA-templated transcription. Lineage: Eukaryota; Viridiplantae; Streptophyta; Magnoliopsida; Fabales; Fabaceae. Gene Ontology annotation, cellular component: nucleus. The record is from RefSeq and is a predicted model, not a curated record. Gene Ontology annotation, molecular function: sequence-specific DNA binding; DNA-binding transcription factor activity. The transcript is spliced from 10 exons. The coding region runs from base 143 to 880 and encodes 245 amino acids.